AGUCAUACUGGUGGCCAAGCGAGUCCUGUACUCGAUAAAAUGGACACAAGUAAAGAAGUCUCUCCUGCCUUGCCUUCAUCACCUUCAAGUCCUCAGUGGGAUUCACCAGAUUCCUUUUCUUCUUAUGCAACCAGCAGUCCAAGUUUUAGAGAUGCGGGGAACUCUGGUCUUGAUUCUGAGCCUUUGCUAUCGCCAUCACCUUCAUUUAGCUCACUUGAUUCUCUCUCUUGUUUUCUUGUUAAUAAACCAAAGUCUGAUACCACAUCCCCCUCACUCUCACCUUCAACCUCAGAUUACUCCAGUUCUUUCACCUUUUCUCCCUCAUCUUCUAAUUGGUCCGACUUGGCAUACCUAUCUGCACAGCCUUCACCUACAAGAUUUGAAUACGAAGAUCCUAACUUUGUGAAGAAUGAUUCCUUCAAAGAAAGUUCAUCUUUACUUUGUAAAGAAACUUCCCUUCCAGCAGAGGAAGCAUUUCCAACCUGUCGUGCUCUUAGACGGGCAAAUAGUUGUUUACAGUACAAAGAAGCUUUCCCCUCACUAGCCGAGCGCAGAGGCAGUCAUCCUCCUCCUAGGAUGAUGUUACGAUGCAAUGAUGAUUCCACUCAAAUUUCAGCAAAGUUGGUGAGAACUUCCUCAUUUUCUCUCCCUAGCUUUGGAGACGAUACAAUGAAGUGUCUUGAGUGUGACAACCUUAAUGACGGAGAUUUUGUUGAUACUAGUAAAGAGGAGCUAAUGUUGGAUGUUGAGAGUUCAACUACUGACAAUCAACUCCCAAAUGGAGUUCAACCUGACGAUGUAUCUGGCAGUUUCUAUGACCAUCCAAUUAUAGUUGCAGAAACAACUGAUUUAGGUCUUUACCAAUGGCCUUGUAUGCAUAAAUUAGGCUUGGCUUCUGGGGUUUUUGAUUCGAGGUCCGUUUAUAUCAUAGUCAUUCCUGACUUGAGUUUAGAUGAAAAUAGUUCCAAUAGUUUGUACAUUUGGGUAGGGCGUGAUGUGCAAUGGAAUGAAAGUCCAAAUCAAGUGAUCAACAAUGAAUCCAUGUGUGAGGAUGGUCAUGUCCACUGGGAGAAAGUUGGACGCCGUUUUCUUAUUCAGAAGGGCCUGGCUACUAGCUCUCUUGUUCAGAUAGUGAAAGAAGGUGAGGAACCUGAGCAGCUUCUUAAGCAUGUGCCUUGUUUCUCACUUGAGAAGACAUUAGGAUAAAACACUGUUGUUGAUACCAUCUGAUCUUUGCUUCUUCAAUCCUAUGUCUGGCUA
Molecule: messenger RNA, 1260 nt
Organism: Nicotiana tabacum (common tobacco)
Lineage: Eukaryota; Viridiplantae; Streptophyta; Magnoliopsida; Solanales; Solanaceae
Source: RefSeq, a predicted model, not a curated record